Messenger RNA from Hippocampus zosterae (dwarf seahorse), 6355 nucleotides. RefSeq names its product IKAROS family zinc finger 2 (gene ikzf2). The record is from RefSeq and is a predicted model, not a curated record. Gene Ontology annotation, molecular function: DNA-binding transcription factor activity; RNA polymerase II cis-regulatory region sequence-specific DNA binding. The transcript is spliced from 8 exons. The coding region runs from base 314 to 1822 and encodes 502 amino acids. Gene Ontology annotation, biological process: regulation of transcription by RNA polymerase II. NCBI's taxonomy places the organism in Eukaryota, Metazoa, Chordata, Actinopteri, Syngnathiformes, Syngnathidae.
UUUUUUUUUAAGUCAUCGGGUGACCAUGUCAACGUUGAGGGAAGAUGUGCUCCUUAACUUUUCCAUGCGCUUCUAAAACUUGCUGGCAUCACGUUCCUUGCCGGGUUUCUUUAAUAGCUUUAUUCAAUAAUGCAGAGCUGCCCUGCAUUAUUUAAAUAUCACGAGAGGAAAUAAGUGAUUUGGACUUUUGGGGGUCUUUAAAAAGGGGGGGAGGUGGAGACGACGAACCAUCCCCUCCCUCAGUUCUCGACUGAAUUUGAAGUAAUUUUGCUCAGGGGGAAACACUUGAAGCCGCACCACCACAGCACUGGAAAUGGAGGCACCCAAUGGCUACGCUGCUAGUAAUGGCCAAUGCUCUCCAGGUAAGGAGAAGUCAAGAAUGUCAACAUCCAACGGAGAAAAUGAGCCUUAUGGUUGUAAUUCCCCCAGUGAUCUGAGCGAUAAACAGAUCAAGCAAGAAGACACGAGCGAAGAGGCCGACAACGCCAGUCCGGGGUGUGAGCCCCAAACUGGAGAAGAACGGACAUCUGUGGGGGAAUCGAUGGCACGGAGCCCAAGUCACGCGCAGGAGGGCAUAGCUGGACAAAAUAUGGCCGUGGAUGCACCCAGUCGACACCCAAACGGUGAGCGGCCAUUCCAGUGCAACCAGUGCGGUGUCUCGUUCACUCAGAAGGGAAAUCUGCUGCGGCACAUUAAGUUGCACACGGGCGAAAAACCCUUCAAGUGCCCCUUCUGCAGCUACGCCUGUCGCCGCCGUGAUGCGCUCACGGGUCAUUUGCGCACUCAUGCUGUUGGCAAACCACACAAGUGCAGCUACUGUGGGCGGAGCUACAAACAGCGCAGUUCCCUUGAGGAGCACAAAGAACGCUGCCACGGUUACCUGCAGAGCAUUGGUCUGGACCCAACUGUCAACACGGGACCUUAUGCAGGUGAGGUUCCGAAAGAGCCGAGGCCCAUGACGACGUUUGAGCGUCCGCUCGUGAUUGAAAGACUCAACAGCAAUGUUGGAAAAAGGAAGAGCACCACACCGCAGAAAUUUGUGGGUGAAAAGAUGGUGCGCUACAGCUACCCUGAAAUGGGAUAUGAGAUGGGCCUCAAGUUCGAGAAGCAGCCUGAGCUCUUGUCGGCCCACAUGAUGGAGCAAUCGAUGGGCAACGCCCUGACAUAUUUGGGAUCAGAAACACUUCGGCCCAUUCUGCAACACGUGCCCAUGGUCAACCCACUCUACCAUCAUGUUUUGCCUCUUGACCAGAGAGCGGAGCGUUCAGGGAAUACCGACUCACUGCCACCGCAGCCCACAUUACCUUCCGACUUCCCCAGCCACAGCGUCUCCAACGGGCCCGCUUCGUUGCCUCGGCACAGCCGCCCCACCCACUCGGGACACGAAGAGUCGCCGAGCAACAGCGGAGGUGACUCGCCCGAGUCGGCUCGCAGCAGCCCUCCGGAGCGGCACCUUAAUCCCGGCGCCAAUCUCCCGUCCGGUCUCAGGUCUCGCUCGAGCCCCGCAGUUUAUUCGGGUGAUCACGUGACAGAUGCGUCACCCAGAACUGGCUCAGGAGCCGCGAGCGGGCUGUUGCGAGAAGCCGCAGAGAGGCCCGCAGUCCAGGAAGGGGUGCGGGUGUUUGGACGGGAAGGUCGGGAGUUGCGGGCCUUCCAGUGCGACCAUUGCCAAGUGCUCUUCCUGGACCACGUCAUGUACACCAUCCACAUGGGUUGCCAUGGAUAUAGGGAUCCGCUGGAAUGUAACAUCUGUGGUCAUCACAGCAAAGACCGUUAUGAGUUCUCCUCGCAUAUCGUUCGCGGUGAACAUACGUUCCAGUGAAAGGACGGAUACAAAUGUAAAGACAACUAUGAGGAAGAUUUUCAUUCUCUUUUUUUUUGUUUUUUUUUGUUUCCCAAACCUUGUAUUUUGCUGCAGACCCGUGUAGCGCCAGUACAAGCUUUUCAGCUCCAAGCAGUGUGAAUUUGAAGAGCUGAGAAACCAUAUGAAGGCUUCGUGGCAGUGCGCGCUGCUACAAACGAGAUCAAAUCGCUUACAGUGAGAGCAUUUGAAAAGCGUCCUAAAACAGACCUCAAGGAUUUGUAGGUUAGUCCUUCUGUUUAGGCUUCGUCACGCUCACUAUUUCCAAAGUAUGAAGGAGUAUGCGAACCGCACUUGAAAGUAAAAAAAAAAAAGAAAAAGGUUAACGCAUUGUAAGAAUGAAGUUGUAAUUAUGAAAAUAAAGUAAGUGGACAAUCAUCUCAAUCAUCAGUAGGAGCAGUUGAACGUGAGGAACUGUUCAAAUGUUUGUUUUGUUUCCUGAGAAAGGACGAUGGCGUCUUGAAACGCAUCUUUUCUUGGGAUUGUUUGAUCAUCAGUCAGAAGAGCUUUACCGAACAAAUAUUGAUUGAUUUUUUAUUUUUUCCAGGUAACGACACGGCAGCUCGAGAGAGACACCGUGACUUAUGUGUUUACAUUUGUGUGGGAAUUUGGACAUUGACUUGUUAAUAUGCAAUUUGAAUCAAACAUUUUUUUCUAGUGAUAUUAUGACUUAAAUAUUAAAGCUUUUUUUUCAUGUGGCGGGGGGGGCAGUAAAAUCUUGUUGUUUUUUUUCCCCCCUUCCUAAGUGGCCCUAUUUUCCUUCGUAACAAAGAACAAAAGUCUGUUGCAAAUCGUGAUUUUGGUCACCUGAUGCUGCUUGUUGUCCAUUUGGACUUGUUUGCCAGUGAUAAUAUUGAUUCUCAUUGUGUCCUGCAUUUUUGAAGCUAUAUUAAUUCUUGUGCCAUGAUCACGAUUAAGCUUUGCGCUUUGUUACAGUAUUUAUUUUAGAAGGUCAAAUUUCCAUUGAUAUGAAAUGAAUAUGAAAUUAUAUUUUUUAUUACUGCUAAAUUUGAGAUAUGAGACUCUCCACCUGAUCUAGUUUACAAAGAUCCUCGGGUAGCUUGGGGCCUUUUAAAGUGGACCAAACUUAGUUCAACAUGGUUUUGUAAACUAAGAAGCGUAAAAAAUUUUUGGGGGGGUGGUGCGGGGGAGGAAAAUAUAUGUUCAGUCAUAUGAAAACCUAUUUGCCCUUUUCACAAGUUAUUGGUAUUCAUAUUGAUGUAUGAAUGAGAUUCACAGAGCAGAAAUUGGGGGUUCAAUCGAUCAAAGCAAAUUGUCCAGGUCCUGGAUGAACACAGCAUCCCCAGACUAUCACACUCCCAUCACUAUGUUUGACUGUUAAUCUGAUCUUUUUCUGAAAUACUUUUAUACCAGACGUAACAAGACACACACCUUCAAAAAAAAUCUCCUUUCAUCCGGUAAAAUACAUAGGACAAUCACUCACCAUUUUGCAACCCCACCCAGACUGAAAAAUAUAAAUGAUUUUAUGACUCAUCUGUAAUUUCCUUGGUUGACAGUAUUUUGUUGCAGCUUUUUAAAAAAAUUUUUUUGGCUUACGUCAUUUUGUCAGACAUGUUCUAUAUAAGUCAUUUCUUAAAUAACAAGUCAGGGAGUAACCAGACUAGGGUAUUGUCAGUAAAACUCAGAUUUCCAAAAUAUGUGUUUAAUUUAUGAUUCAAUAAAAACGGUGAUUGCUCUUGCACUAGAUUUGGAUAGCUUUGGGAAAUACAAAGUAAGAAUUUGAGAAAAGGGCAAAUACUUUUUCAUGGCGCCGUAAAUGAAAUGUGUAAUCAGGGGUGGAGGCAGUGGGUCUUUAUUUGAAUUUUAGUGUUGAAAAGUGUGUAAGACAAUCAAAACGUAAUCCAAAAACAAUGCCUACGCAGUUACUUUUAACAACCAAAAUGAUUGUGAUAAACGUUUAUUCGUCUUUGCUCUGAAACUGUAUACAAUAUUGUUGGCUGCUUUAAAUUCUAAUUCAUGUGCAGUUUUUUUUUCCUGUUCUGUGGAUUUCUUAGAACAAAAAUAAUAUCAUCAUCAGGGUUCAUAUAGGGGUUACCUCUCAUUUUUUUUUAUCUGCCUUUUAUUGCACAUUUUCAACACUUUGCCUUCUCGUAUGUAAUGUGUAAGUAUGACAAGUGUUAUGCAAAUAUAUAUAUUUCAAAAAAGUAAUAAUAAUAAAAAAAUUGUCAAAUUCAGAACAGUCACAACUGAUGUGUUCAAAUCGUAAGGCGUGGAAAGUGAUUGCGAUACAAUUAAAAUCAUGUGCAUGUCGAGGAUUAAGUGUGAAAUUGGUUGUGUAACGUCAGAGCAGAGUUGGCAAAAAAUGCAAUACUCUGUCAUGACAUUGCGGCAAUUCGCUUCCAUUUCUUUUGCACGUAAAUCGGCAAACUGCUCAUCAAACACCAAAACCAAGAAGGAUUGCUUCAGGACACCCUUUACCGAUUGAGCUUUUUCACAUCCUUUUUUCAUUGACUUCUCGGCUACCAACAAUUCUAUUCACACGCGUUUAGAAGCGUGUUCGCUCUCAAAAGAUUAAAAAAAAAAUCUUAUUAAAUAAAUCAAUGCUGUAGCUUUUCAUAUGAAGCUCGUUUGUUCAUGUUCAUAUUUAUGUGUGCGGAGUUUACGUUUUGGUCAUCAUAUUUGUAUAUCUUUCAAACAUAUUAUUUUUCAACUCUGUGUGAAAUAUUUUCUAUACAUGAUGCCUUAAACUUUGGACGUCUGAAAUUAUAGAUGAUGUACAUUAAGGCUUGAGUCAUCAUUUCUUUUUUAGGUGUGAUGUCAUUGACCUGACAUGUGUGGACUUAGCCUGCUAAUCAUUUGAGCUCAUCAAUUAUACUGCAAAAAAAAGGGUUAUUGGCGAUCAAUUCUAGAUGCUACAAAAGCGAUAGGUCUAAAAUGCAAAUUCAAGUUGAAGCAAAACUGCUUUGCACUGUGAAGGAAAAAGAAAAAAAAAAGAAUUUUACCUCAGAGAGGCCUCACUGCAGCCUGUGAGAAGAAAUGAUGUGUUAUGUAUCGCUGACCUUGCACUUUAGCCAACGCACUUGCAACAAGGUAACGAUUUAUUGCAGGCCGGCAGUGAAAACUGUUGAUGAAACCAAAAGUCCACUUUUGGAAGGCUUAUGCGGAAAUGAUCUGAUGUCAGUUUCCUAAACUACCUGAUACAUCACCUCGUUGUGACAGCAAGUUUUGUAAGCAGACCAAAAUUCUCAGAGGGGAACUCAGCAACUUAAUUAACCUCACAUUUUCUUUGAAUGUAAUAUCUUGAUCAAAAGGCAGCUUUCUCUCUCUCUCUCUCUCUCUCCUUUUUUUUCUUCUUCUUAUUCUCUGGUGCUAAGCAACCACCACCCAACUUUAAUGUGCGCAAACCGCGGCACAUAAAUGUGUUUACAUCUCCAACCUAUGAAAAUAUACUUUUCUGUUAUCUAACCGGCACAAGUCAACUAAGAAAAAAAAUGACGAUGGGGGAAAGAAGUCAGCUCUGUGUGAGCUGAAUUUUCUGUGCUUACCAUAAAUGUGCUAUUUUCUGUAUAUACACGUACAAUAUGUCUACAGCUGUGUUCAAAAAUAAGAGCAGUUUUAUUACUACUUGGCUAGCAAUUAGCGGAGUCUGACAAAGGUUUGCAUAUAUAAAAAUAGUUGUCGAGGUCAUCUUGCCUGGUAAUGCCCUGAUAGUGGGCGUUUUGACAACACAUUGAUGCCAAAUACGUGAGUAAGUGAGCAGCAUUUUGGUUCCACACCAAAAGAAGUAAUUACGUCAUGCCCAGAUCAAUCCCCGGAUCUUUAUCCGAAUAUCGGGUCACCUCUAAAGUGGUUAUACAACUGAAUAUUAGUUGAAUAAUAAAUCCUUGAAAAUUGGAGUUUAUGAUGCAAAUACGACAGUUUUUUUUCUUAACACAAUUUUUAUUUUUCUUAAUUUUCUGUAAAAGCUGUCAAAAAAUGGAUAAACGUUUCCUCGUUUUCAAAUAUAAUUUUUCGUGCCUGGUGAGGCAUGGAAAUUAAAAUUCUGCGACUAAAGGAUUUGGAGCUUCUGAAACACACUGCUAUUAUUUUGAACUCAACUGUAUAUGUAUGUAUGUAUGCUGAAUAUUAUUUUUGGGGCAUCCAACAGUAGGAUUGCUUCAUUGUUUUUUUUUUUUUUGUUGGAGGGAGGGGGGUUCUGAUGUAAUUCCAUUUUAACAAUGAAACGGAACUCAUGCACUCAAACAGGAGCUCAGGUAUUUGCAGAGCUUGUAUAUUUUUAUGUCCCAAUAAAUUGGAUUUGAUUGAUCAAAUAAUGCCCAUAAAUGGAGUUUCUUUUGUUAUAUCUUUAUCGUUUCCGAAAUAUUGAAUGGAGCAUUUGGACAAAAAUCAUGUAAAAUGAAGCCACGUUGCUGUGAAGCUUGUGUAUGUUUUGAAGGAACGGGUUUUCUCUCAUUGGAAAGUAAAUCCCGGCUUUGCUGUUCAGUCAGAGCAAAGUCAAACUUUGUUACAAUAAAAAUUUAUUCAACUACUAAA